Messenger RNA from Cynara cardunculus var. scolymus (artichoke), 816 nucleotides. RefSeq names its product glutathione S-transferase U17-like. Gene Ontology annotation, molecular function: glutathione transferase activity. The coding region runs from base 1 to 693 and encodes 230 amino acids. The transcript is spliced from 2 exons. Gene Ontology annotation, cellular component: cytoplasm. Lineage: Eukaryota; Viridiplantae; Streptophyta; Magnoliopsida; Asterales; Asteraceae. The record is from RefSeq and is a predicted model, not a curated record. Gene Ontology annotation, biological process: glutathione metabolic process.
AUGACGAAAAACAGUGAAAUAAGACUUCUUGGAACUGUUGCAAGUCCAUAUGUUAACCGAGUUCAAUUCGUCUGCAACCUCAAGUCCAUCGAUUACGAGUUUGUUGCUGAAAAUCUUGCUUGUAAAAGUGAGCUACUACUGACAUCGAACCCGAUUCAUAAGAAAGUCCCAGUCCUUUUACAUGCGAAUGAAUCACCCACUUGUGAGUCUCUUGUCAUAAUCCAGUACCUAGAAGAAAUCAAACCCGAUGUCCAUCCCAUCUUCCCUUCGGCCCCUGCAGAGCGAGCUAACAAUCGGUUUUGGGCCCACUAUAUCGAUAACCAGUUUUUUCCAUUAUACGAAAAAUUGAGGAUCACACAAGGGAAAGAAAGGAAAGAAGCAAUAAAACAAGAAAUCAUCGAAGGAUCGAUAGUAUUGGAGGAAGCAUUUGUGAAAACUUCCAAGGGGAAGGCUUAUUUCGGUGGAGAUGAUGUCGGAUUUUUGGAUGUUGUUCUUGGAUGUUUUCUUAGCUGGACAUAUUUUGUUGAGAAAGAAAACAAGUUCAAGAUUUUUGAUGAAGUCCGAACUCCAAGACUUGUAGAAUGGACAAAACGUAUAUGGUCACAUGAAGCCAUUAAGAGUGUGAUCCCAACGAAUGAAAUAAUCAGUGAGUUCUAUAUGAUGCUUCAAAAAUACAGACCGCUAGGAGCUUGAAAUCACUUUACGUUUAUUUAUUUAGUACUUAAAACAUCUUUUAACGCCAUCAUAUUUCAAUUUGGUUUGAAUUGUGGAUUCUUUUUUACGGAAAUAAAGAUCACAGUAGUGCUCUUUUUGGUG